This is a messenger RNA of Anguilla anguilla (European eel), 2579 nucleotides long. RefSeq names its product RCC1 like (gene rcc1l). Bases 261 to 1616 code for a protein of 451 amino acids. The transcript is spliced from 12 exons. The record is from RefSeq and is a predicted model, not a curated record. NCBI's taxonomy places the organism in Eukaryota, Metazoa, Chordata, Actinopteri, Anguilliformes, Anguillidae.
GUUCGUUGAGCGGUCACUGUCAUGGCUGCCUUCACGUAGCAACACAAUGCGUAAAUUUAUGAACAUAGCAAGCAUAAAAUAGCCUGUGAAGUAUGUUAUUGAGACACAUACCAUGUUUCUUUAUAACGGAUAACAGUUGAUCAUAUUAAAUCUAUUGAUGCGGAAUUUAAAAGAAAGCCCGAUUAAAAACGAACUGAGGUCAGCUAGCUAUCUCACUACCUAGCAGUAGUAGGCAAGCUGCAAGGCGGCUGAAGGACAAGAUGUCCGUUGCCUGUGUUCGGUUGUUCAGAAGGCCCAGCGUCGUGCUGGGGAUCCGUAGGUACACGACCCCCAGCCAGAACCCAAGAACUACAGUUCCCAAGGAGCACGGCGGGCCAGUGUUCCAGUACGCAGGCAAGCACAGAAGGCCCAAGGAUAAGGUGUUUGUGUGGGGCUUCAGCUACACGGGAGCCUUGGGGAUUCCCAGCUUUGUGGUUCCUGACAGUGGAAAGAAAAACCCCAGGAAGUACCAGCUCACACCCUACCGGCUGGAGACUGAGCAGAAGAUCUCCUCGGCGGCCUGUGGCUAUGGGUUCACCCUGCUGUCCUCGACCACGCAGGACCUGACCAAAGUGUGGGGGAUGGGCCUGAACAAGGACUCCCAGCUGGGGUUCCAGCGCUCGCAGCGCGACCGCCAAAAGAGUUAUGACUACGUGCUGGAGCCGUCCCCAGUGUCCCUGCCCUUGGAUAGGCCGCAGGAGACUCGGGUGGUCCAGGUGGCCUGUGGGCGUGCCCAUUCCCUGCUGCUCACUGACUCAGAGGGAGUGUUCAGUCUGGGGAACAAUGCUUAUGGACAGUGUGGGAGGAAAAUUGUGGAGGAUGAAACAUACAGCGGCAGCCACGUCGUUCACAAGAUCGAGGGCUUCGACAGCCGAGUCGUUCAGGUGGCGUGCGGGCAAGAUCACAGUCUGUUCCUGACCGAGACGGGCAAGGUGUACGCCUGUGGGUGGGGGGCGGACGGUCAAACAGGGCUGGGUCACCAUGACAUCAGCCCUCACCCGCUGCCCGUGGCGGGGGACCUGGGCGGAGUCAGGGUGUGUCAGGUGACCUCGUACGGAGACUGCAGCCUGGCCGUGUCGCAGGACGGCCACGUUUUCGGCUGGGGGAACUCCGAGUACUUCCAGCUGUCUGCUGUGACUGAAGCCACACAGAUCAGCUCUCCGCGCCUCCUCCCCCUGGAGGGCGUGGGGAGGGUGCAGCAGGCGGCCUGUGGGGGGACACAGGUGGCCGUUUUGAAUGACAAAGGGGAAGUGUUCGUCUGGGGCUACGGCAUCCUGGGAAAAGGGCCUGACCUAUCGGAGUCCAGGACGCCCGAAAUGAUUCCGCCCACGCUUUUCGGGAAGUCGGAGUUUAACCCCGCGGUGACCGUCACUCGGAUCCACUGCGGCCUCACGCACUUCGCGGCUAUCACAGACCGCGGGGAGCUCUUCGUCUGGGGGAAGAACCUGCGCGGCUGCCUGGGCAUCGGGAAGCGGCAGGACCAGCACUUCCCCUGGCGGGUGACCGUGCCGGGCCAGGUGGUGGACGUGGCCUGUGGGGUGGAUCACAUGGUGGCGCUGGUCCGGUCGCUGAUGUGAGCUGGUCGGCACGGAGCGGCUCCUGCCCCUCCCGCUUUCCCGCGUCGACCGGUGGGGGAAGCCCCGACGCCCAUCCCGGCGCCCGCUGAAGGGCGUCAGCCUCGGGAGGAAGUGCACAACUUUUCAGUCCUCUGAGCCCGCCCAAAUCCCAGAGUUCUACACCUUCUGGAUGGACGCCUGGGUUUCUGGUCUAACCUUCAGCGGAAUAAAUGUACUGGAGUUAAAGACCAUCUGAGGUUGGAAUUUGAAAGGGUUUAAUCCCGAUAUUUAGGUCCAGAUUUGGAAUCCCAAAAAAUGUACCGUUCUGUUGGUUCCCUGCUUUUGCCACCUGCACUGGGAGCACAGCAGCAAUUGCACACUGCUAGCCUGACAGCGCUGUGUGGGAGAGCUAGCACUUAUCAAAUAAAGACCGACUGCAGCCGUUGACCUGUAAGUACCUGGGGAGCAGCUAGGGUGCAUUUAUGUGGAGGGAACCCAAAGACUGGCUUAACUUGGCCCACCCUACCCUGCAGGGUUGAGCCUAUCGUGUCUUACUGCUGUGAACUUGCAGGCAGAGACUCAGGCUCACACUAGUGAUGACAUCAAGGCUAUAACCGAUAUCUCCGCACCAUUCUUCUGAUGUAAAUGUGCACAAUGUGGAUCCACGUUUUGAAGCCAAUAUUGCCUCCGAUCCUUCUGCUCUCGCCUUGCAUUCUGAACUCUACCUUCUGACCACUUCCGUAAGUGUGUAAAAAAAAUUUGAAGUAUGAUCAUCACGGAACCAGCUUGGUCGCAGUUUGAGUCAGUUUGUAUUCAGUAUUAACACCCUGGAAAACCACAGCAGGCCUUGUGAGUAGAGUCGUUUGUGUGUGCUUGUGCAGACAGUUCGACUCACCGUACACACUCGACUACACCCAACUCCUCGCUACCUGAAGUGAGCCAACCUUGUUAUUUCUUUGAAAAUAAAAUUGGAUCGCAAAGUGA